GGGAAGGAGCCGCAGGAGAAGCUGGACAUCAAGCUGAACCCUGACGGGAGUGGGCAGCUCCAUGUGCCAGGCCUGACCAGUGUGGAGGUGCAGGGGCUCCGGGAGAUCCGAAAGAUGCUGUCGCUGGGGAAGAGGAACCGGGCGACCUACUGCACCAACAUGAACGAGCGCAGCUCCCGGUCCCACGCCCUGCUCACCGUCACCAUCACCGGCACCAACUGCAGCACCGGCACCAAGACCUCAGGGAAGCUGAAUCUGGUGGACCUGGCGGGUUCUGAGCGGGUCUGGAAGUCGGGGGCGCAGGGCGAGCGGCUGAAGGAAGCUCAGAACAUUAACAAGUCCUUGCUGGCCCUGGGGGAGGUGAUCCAGGCCCUCAGAGCCAAGCAGGGCCACGUGCCUUUCCGCAACUCCAAGCUCACCUACCUGCUGCAGGACUCCCUGGGCAAGGGCAACAAGACUGUAAUGAUGGUGCAGAUCUCGCUACUGGAGAAGAACGCGGGGGAGACCAUGUGUUCCCUGAAGUUCGCCCAGCGCGUCUGCAAGGUGGAGCUGGGCCCGGCUUCCCGCAGGAUCGACUCCUGGGGCCAGAGCGAGCUCUGAGCCCGCCUGGCCCCGUCCUUGUGCCCAAGAUGCAGGCAGCAACCCCACCUGUCUCCAGCCGUGGCCGAGCAAGGGGGCACCAGGGCAGGGUAGGCAGGGGCUGUCAGCUGGGAGGGAGCACUCGCAUCCAACAGCCAGCGCACCCACGGGGCGACGGGGGCGUCUGGUCCCAGACACCAGGCUGCCGGUGGAGCCCUGGCCCCCUGAGCCCAGUAGCAGGGCAGAGAAGCAGGGGAAGGGAAAGGCCUGGCCUGACCAUACCAUGCUAGGCUGGUUCCCUCUGCCCACUAGCGGGG
Molecule: messenger RNA, 896 nt
Organism: Terrapene triunguis (Three-toed box turtle)
Lineage: Eukaryota; Metazoa; Chordata; Testudines; Emydidae
Product: kinesin-like protein KIFC3
Exons: 4
Coding region: 115-600 (161 amino acids)
Biological process (GO): microtubule-based movement
Molecular function (GO): ATP binding; microtubule motor activity; microtubule binding
Source: RefSeq, a predicted model, not a curated record